This is a messenger RNA of Aphidius gifuensis, 1423 nucleotides long. RefSeq names its product putative tricarboxylate transport protein, mitochondrial (gene sea). NCBI's taxonomy places the organism in Eukaryota, Metazoa, Arthropoda, Insecta, Hymenoptera, Braconidae. Bases 197 to 1225 code for a protein of 342 amino acids. Gene Ontology annotation, biological process: mitochondrial citrate transmembrane transport. The transcript has 4 exons. The record is from RefSeq and is a predicted model, not a curated record.
AUAAUAGAUGACAAGCAAGACAAGCAAUGACAAGUGUUUGAGAGAGAAAGCGAGUUGGCUGGAACCGGCGUGUUUAAUUAAAAAAAAAAAAAAGUGUCUUCAAGUGGUUGACAAUAAAAAUAAAUAAAAAACAACAUCAACAACAACAACCAAUAAUAAUAAUAUUACGUUUUUAAAUACGCGGUUGUAUUGAAGAAUGGAGAGUGAUAAAAAUUUAGAAAAAUCCGACACCGUGAUAAUCGAUCCACUGUGGCAAAAAAAUCAAGUUUUUACAUCACGCGGUAAUGAUGUUAUUGGAAAUCCUCAUCUAUCAAAACCCCGGCUCCAAGAUAAAUCUGCCACCGCCCCAUCCUCUGGAAAUAUUGGUCUCAAAGGAAUUAUUGCCGGUGGAAUAACUGGUGGUAUUGAAAUAUGCAUAACAUAUCCAACGGAAUAUGUUAAAACUCAAUUACAAUUAGAUGGUAAAACUGGUGCUGGUAAACAAUACAAUGGAAUUUAUGAUUGUGUUAAAAAAACAAUAAAUACAAAUGGAUUUUUUGGAUUGUAUCGUGGUUUAUCAGUAUUGGUUUAUGGCUCAAUACCAAAAUCAGCAGUUAGAUUUGGAUCAUUUGAAACAGUUAAAAAACAACUUGUUGAUGAUGAAGGAAAAUUAAAUGCACAAAGAAAAUUAUUAGCUGGUCUUUGUGCUGGUGUGUCUGAGGCAAUAUUAGCUGUAACACCAAUGGAAACAGUUAAAGUUAAAUUUAUCAAUGAUCAAAGAUCUGGUAAUCCAAGAUUUCAAGGAUUUUUUCAUGGAGUCAGUCUCAUUGUCAAAGAAAAUGGAUUCAAGGGAAUUUAUCAAGGAUUAAUGCCAACAAUAAUGAAACAGGGUUCAAAUCAAGCCAUAAGAUUUUUCGUUAUGGAAACAAUGAAAGAUUAUUAUCGUGGUGAUGAUAAUAAUAAAGUAGUACCAAAACCAAUGAUUGGUUUAUUUGGUGCAUGUGCUGGUGCAGCAUCUGUAUUUGGCAAUACACCAAUUGACGUUGUAAAAACAAGGAUGCAGGGUCUUGAAGCAUCAAAAUACAAGAGUAGCUUGGAUUGUGCUGUUCAAGUAUGGAAAAAUGAAGGACCAAGAGCAUUUUACAAAGGAACUGUACCAAGAUUAGGAAGAGUUUGUCUUGAUGUUGCAAUAACAUUUAUGAUUUAUGAUUCAUUCAUGGAUCUUUUCAAGAAAGUCUGGCCAUAAUUAUUUUUUAUUAUUAUCAGUUAAUCUUUAAAUGCCAUAUCAAGCAAUUGAUUAUACUUUUUUUUUUUUUUCUUUUUUUCUUUUCUUCUUUUUUGUUCAAUUAUACAGAGAUACUUUGAUGUACAUAUACAAAUUAAUUAGAAAAAACAUUGUCGACAAUUUAGGGUAAGUCACUGUUCAAUUAACAACGCCAAUCAA